UAGACGUUGAGUUUCAGAAGCUGCCGGAACCAAGCUACGGCGGGAGUUCAGUGAGUCUCGGUCGGUUAUUGUUACUGGACCCGAUCUAGGCCGUUCCGCCAGUGUUUUCAGCUGCCCAGGGAUUGCGGUUGCUUGGGCCGAUCUUCAGUUUGUGCAAUAACAGGCCGCCGCAGCAAAAGAUGAACGGAGCUCUGGUAAAGGUGCUGUGUCUAAGGAACGAUAUCAUUUUGAAGCAAGCCUUUCCUCUCUUAAGGCUCAAAACUUCAGGAGAGAAUCCCAUCUGUUCUGUAGGUGGCAUCAUACUGAGUACCAGCCGGCACUACAAGACAAAGCCCACCCAUGGCAUUGGAAGAUACAAGCAUCUAGUUAAAGUACAAGAGCCCAAGAAGAAGAAGGCAAAAGUGGAAGUGAGACCCAUUAAUUUGGGGACAGAUUAUGAAUAUGGGGUUUUAAACAUUCACCUGACUGCGUAUGACAUGGCCCUUGCAGAGAAUUAUGCCCAAUAUGUUCACAAUCUGUGCAAUCAUCUCUCCAUUAAAGUCGAGGAAAGCUAUGCGAUGCCCACCAAAACCAUGGAGGUGUUGCGACUGCAGGACCAAGGCAGCAAAAUGUUCCUGGACUCAGUUCUUACCACCCAUGAGCGAGUGGUUCAGGUCAGCGGUCUGAGUGCUACAUUUGCAGAGAUUUUCUUGGAAAUAAUCCAAAGCAAUCUUCCUGAAGGAGUCAAAUUGUCAGUGAAGGAGCACACUGAAGAAGACUUCAAGGGACGGUUCAAAGCUCGGCCAGAGCUGGAAGAACUGAUAGCCAAGUUGAACUAGCUCACCGUAAUCUCUUUCAUGCCACCAUUGGUCAUAUUGAGUGUUAAGGGGGAGAGCUUCCUGGGUGGUCAAAGUCAAGAAGGAAACCCUGACCCUUAGAUAUCAUAAGUACCCAUCCCCACAGCCAAGAAUGCCUUCUCUCCUCUGUGGAGCAGUGUUUGCCAAUUGUCACCACUUUCCUUUGACCCAAUCCUCCAGCUAAUAAAAAUAUACUGGUAAUGAGAGUUGUUUUUUAGAAACAAUUUAUUGAGGUGAAAUUCACGUACCACAAAACUAACCAUUUUAAAGUGAACUAUUCGGGGGUGUUUAAUACAAUCAUGAUGCUGUGCAAUCACCACCUGUGUCUAGUUUUCAAACCUCAUUGCCUGUUUUUUUGUAAAUAAAGGUUUACUGGAACACA
Molecule: messenger RNA, 1218 nt
Organism: Hipposideros armiger (great roundleaf bat)
Lineage: Eukaryota; Metazoa; Chordata; Mammalia; Chiroptera; Hipposideridae
Gene: MRPL48
Product: mitochondrial ribosomal protein L48
Exons: 8
Coding region: 180-818 (212 amino acids)
Cellular component (GO): mitochondrial ribosome
Source: RefSeq, a predicted model, not a curated record